Messenger RNA from Photinus pyralis (common eastern firefly), 2723 nucleotides. RefSeq names its product tripartite motif-containing protein 3-like. The record is from RefSeq and is a predicted model, not a curated record. Gene Ontology annotation, biological process: negative regulation of translation; protein polyubiquitination; proteasome-mediated ubiquitin-dependent protein catabolic process. The transcript is spliced from 8 exons. Gene Ontology annotation, molecular function: zinc ion binding; translation repressor activity; protein binding. NCBI's taxonomy places the organism in Eukaryota, Metazoa, Arthropoda, Insecta, Coleoptera, Lampyridae. The coding region runs from base 311 to 2431 and encodes 706 amino acids.
UGCCCAGCUGAAAGUGCACUCAACAGCUGAAACUUGCAAACAAACAACAUUUUGAUUCGAAACGGGACGUUCUUUGUGUGAUUCACUGUUAAGACGUGUAUUCGCCCAAAAUAUUUAAGUUAUUCUUAAACUGAGCACGAUUGUCAGUUGAGUGACUUUUUGUUUUCCUAACUUGUUUUAUUUAUUCUAUACUCGUGUGGUGCAUGUUGUGUGUCCGUCCUUAAUGAGGAGUUUUUAAUAUGAGCCAAUAACUUAUUAAUUAAAAUUGCAAACAGUUAAAUCCGAACGUCUCUGCAGUUGAUGUGCUCUUAUGUUUUGCUGUACACGAUUAACUCGACUUGGGGAGAGAAUGUCAAGUAUGAGCUCAACCCUGGUCGAAACAGUAAGCAUUAAUUAUGAAGAUUUCAAUGAAAGUUUUCUGACCUGCGGAACUUGCUUGUAUGGCUUAUGGAUUGGUGGAAGUAUGUAUGAUGGUAAUGAGCAUACACCUAAGCUUCUGCAAUGUUCUCACACAGUUUGUCUGCACUGCCUUACGAGAAUAGCCGCGUCACAAACGCGCGACACUGGCUCAUUUCGAUGUCCGAUUUGUCGAGAGUUAAUUACCAUACCAAGAGGGGGCGUACAAGCACUGCCACCAUCCUUUCUGGUCAACCAGUUGCUCGAUCUCAUGUCCAGACAGAGAAGGGAAGUUAUACCUAAAUGCUCUGUACAUCUUAACCAAGAAUUGUUGUUUUGCGAAACGUGCGAUACGGUUUUUUGUACGAUUUGCACGGGUGGCUCACACAACGAUUCGACAAGUACAUGCGCAGAACACACGAUUAUACCAUUUUCAAUAGCAAUUAAGAGAAUGUCGGAAAUAUUACUGUAUAAAGCUAACGAAUGUAUUUCAAAGUUAUCCCAAGCGCAAGAAGGGGUCGCCAAAGAGCUUCAGCGAUUAAACGACUCCAAGGAAGCAUGCUUGGAGAAGGUUAAUUCAACUUUUCAACAAUUACAGAUGAUGCUUGAUAAAAGAAGACAGGACAUGGUGGCUGCAGUGGAAGGACUUUGCGCGGAGAAACGAAAAGUACUUGAGGAACAACACUCUCUUAUAGAAGCCGAAAAGAAUAAGGUGGAACAAGAAUGUCAAGGUCUCCAGUAUCAAGUAGAAGUAAGAAAUAUAACGCAGAGGAUAGAAAGCUUAAGUGAAAAGUUGGACGCAGCUACAAACUUAGGGGAGCCGCGCGAAAAUUCCUUUUUGAGCUGUGAUUUUACGCACAACGAUUGUUUUUCGACAAUUGACCGGAACUUAAACGAUUUAGGUAGAGUACGAACAAGUACAACAUUUCCUAGCUUGUGUACGGCACAUAUUGAUGAUGAAGCUGUGGCCGGAAUCGAGGCCGUCGUUACAUUAUCAACUGUCGACUACCACGGUGAUCUCAGACGUACUGGUGGUGAUCCAGUACAAGCGGAAGUACUUGCAGUUGAACCGGAGGGUUCACCUGUUCCUCUUUCUAUAAAAGUGACUGACUGUGAUGACGGAACUUAUAAAUUGUACUUCAGGCCUCCUAAACCGGGAAGGUACGGCAUUAAAAUAGAGGUCUUUGAGCGCCCCAUCAAGGAUAACCCCCUCUACUUUGAUGUCACUGAGCACAACAAUCCCAUCCAAGUGUAUGGAGGUAGAGGUAGUGGAAAAGAUGAAUUUAUGCAACCAGUGUCAGUUGCCAUUGACGAUAUGGAUCAAUUGGUCUACGUUCUCGACACUGGGAAUUCUAGAAUUAAAGUGUUAAAUUACGAUCUUGAAUUUAUCAAGCACAUUACUAACGAGGGCUUAAAUGGACGUAGUUGUACAGGGAUUGCUGUCUCAAACCAUGGUUUGGUCGUGGUGAAUUGGCGAACGAAAGCCGUGACCGAAAUGACAAUAUUAGGACAAACUUUAAAAUCAUUUACCUAUAAUGCUUUUCAAGAACCGAUUGAUGUGGCUGUUGAUAAGAAUUAUGGGCAUAUUCUUGUGGCGGAUAAUGGGAUGAGGUGCGUCUUCGUUUUUGAUGCAGAAGGGAAAAUGCUAUUUCAAGUAGGUAAAAAGGGGUUGUUCAACCUAAUUUCAUCAGUAGCUGUUGGCGUUACUAGUGAAAUUGUCGUUGCUGAUUCACGUAUACAAGUGUUUUCGGCAAAAGGCGAUUUCCUGGAGGUUGUUUACGACGAAGGGAAAGGAAAAGGAAGAUACGGCGGAAUAGUUCUAGACUCUGAAAAUAGAAUUCUUGCCAGCAGGUCUGAGCAGAAGGGUCGAAACUACUUACAAGUGCUCUCUUUGACAGACAGCGCAUUGAAUAAUAUUCUGGAUUCCAAUGAAUCCAAACUGAAACGUCCUAGUGGUAUUGCAGUUACGUCAGAUAACCAUGUAAUCGUUGUAGAUUUGGGUAAUAACUGCAUUAAGAAAUAUCGAUACUGGUAAUAUUUGUUACUUACGAUUUUCAAAGUAUACUCUUUUAUUUUAUAUUUUUAUACAUAGUGUAAAUAAUCAAAUAUUUUAUAUGUGAAUACUCAAAGUGAAAGCUUUUAAAAUUUGGCAGUGUUUAAACUAUUUGUUAUAGAGUACUUAAUAAGCACAUAACAAUUGUUCUUAACAUUUGUUGAUUGAUAAAAAUCGUGGAAUUGCGAUUUUUAAAGAAAGUAUUAACGUUGUAGGUAGUUUGCAAUGUUGUCAGUUAUAAAAAUGUUACAAGUUUCUUUUUCUAGUCAUUAGU